Telopea speciosissima is the source of this 498-nucleotide messenger RNA. Its product is annotated as pathogenesis-related protein 1-like. Bases 1 to 498 code for a protein of 165 amino acids. The transcript has a single exon. Gene Ontology annotation, cellular component: extracellular region. NCBI's taxonomy places the organism in Eukaryota, Viridiplantae, Streptophyta, Magnoliopsida, Proteales, Proteaceae. The record is from RefSeq and is a predicted model, not a curated record.
AUGGUUUCAUACAAGCUUAUUGAGUCGUUAGCUCUUCUUCUUAGCCUCAUUGGCUUAUUAGCCUUCUUCCCUGUCUCCCAAGCCCAAAACUCUCAAGAUGACUACCUAUCACCCCACAAUGCUGCACGUUCAGAUGUGGGUGUUGGAUCAAUGACAUGGAACGACACAGUAGCUGCUUAUGCUCAAGACUAUGCCAACCAGAGAGCCGGAGAUUGUGCUCUCCAGCACUCUGGCGGACCGUACGGUGAGAACAUUGCUUGGAGUUCCGGUGACAUGUCGGCCACAGAUGCUGUCAAUAUGUGGGUUGAUGAGAAAGCCUACUAUGAUUACAAUUCCAAUUCUUGUGCCGAGGGAAAAGAGUGUGGGCACUAUACCCAGGUGGUUUGGAGCAGCUCGAAUCAGCUUGGUUGUGGUAGAGUUACUUGCAACAGUGGAGGGACCUUCAUCACUUGCAACUAUUAUCCUCCAGGCAACUAUGUAGGAGAGAAACCUUAUUAA